Molecule: messenger RNA, 1370 nt
Organism: Sclerotinia trifoliorum
Lineage: Eukaryota; Fungi; Ascomycota; Leotiomycetes; Helotiales; Sclerotiniaceae
Source: the annotation of a GenBank genome assembly
UUUUGCUCUCCCCGCUAUAAGAAUUUCAACCCGUUCCUCAAGACUUUUCUCUCCCAAAACACAACCACAUAACAAUUCCUUAACAAAGCUACAACGAGUUAAAUCUACUUUUACAUUAUUUGUACCAAUAUGGAUGUCUGUAGAGUAUGCUCGGAAAGUUUAACUGUCCAGCUCGACCCAGAUGAGGACCAGUUUGAAGGUGGAAGCUCUUCUCUGGGAAGCGUUCCAGACGACCUUCAGUUGAUUUGCGGGUGUCACAUGCAUUGGUAAGAAAGCAUAUAUUUUGGUUAUUCUCCAUACGACCACUUGAGAUUACCUUCCACUUGCCUUGCAUAAUAGUUCUUGUUCUUUAGUGUUCAAAACGCAUGUUUACGUCGAACAAAUUGCCUGUAUGGAAGCCAGGUCGAAGAUAGUUCUUCGAGGCGCUAUGUACCAAUUAGAUGCAGUUAUACCAUAGAGAUUUAAGAAGCAAGCAAGAGUAUGUUUCCCGAAGGAUAGCCAAGACAAACUCUGUUUGGUUUCGCUAUUGAUCCUUGAGAGACAAUCCCUUAUUUUAUGAGUCGUUCUAUGCUUUCAUUUUAGCAUGUCAAGUUUAAUUAGAUUUUGUCACAUAUUUCGUCAUUAAAAAAAGCAGAUCAAACUUACUGAUUUUGACGCAGGCAAUGUCUUUUGGAUGAGUCUUCUCAAAUUGUGAACAAGCUCAAUUGCCCGUCGUGUGAUAAGUCAAUUGCAUCUUCAAUAGCUUCAUCUUCAACAUCCGUGUCUGGAAAUCGGGUCCCCACAAGAUAUCACAACGAAGGAGGCAUUCAAGAAGACCUUGACAUAUUGCCUCUUAUUACUGAGGAAGCCUAUCUUGACGAACACCCGAAGGCACGUCCUGCUCGAGCAUUCAUGACAAUGUGUGCGGAAGGAGAUAUCUUUGGAAUCAACGACCUACUCAGUGCUGUAGAUGAUGAUGAGGAUGGAGAAGGAAUAUCGGCCAAGCCGAUCCUCCGUUAUCAGGAUCCUUUAGAUGGAAUGAAAAGUGGUUUGCACGUGGCCGUUGAAAAGGGACAGGAGGAAGUCAUCUGGCUUUUGUUGUGGCUAGCUUCAACUCUUUCAACAAACAUCUUCCCUGAACAAAUCACCCAGAUGGCAGAGACAGUGGGAGUAGGGCGAGAUACUGCCGAUGGGGAGGAUAUCCGGAAUCUUCGGGAUGCUGAAGGACGGUUGGCAAGUGAUUUGGCGAGAAGUACAGGCAAUGUUCUCUUGACAGAAUUAUUGUCGGCGAACUUGUCCUGAUGUGUUGUAUGUUGUAAAUAUAGCAAAAUGCAAUGAUAUGGAUAUAGAUGCUAUGGCCCGUUUACAGAAGUAGUAAGAUUUGGUUGCGC